AUCACAUUUUCUCUGGAAAGCCCCUAAAGUAUAAAGUAAUAAACUUCCUGUUCUUCCGAAAAUGUCACAAACUGGUAAGCGAGUACAAUAUCAUCGCGUGGAGAUUAAUCAUAAAAUGUUUCCGUACCCUUAAUCAUAAAUAAGAAAACGUGCCUGUACCCCCAACUCCUAUACUACAACUGUCUGUUGUGAAGUGAUGUCAGAAGGUAAAUUAACCUUUCGACUUGAUUUGCAUAUUCCACUGUACCGUGACUUCCGCACUAAGGUUCUCGGCUAUAGAAGACAAUGAGCAGAAAACGGGUGAGAAGAAUUUUGGUGGUUUUAGCCCUUGUGCUGACAUCUUGUGUAUCUUUUCAGCUGGGACUUGUAUGGAACUCACGUUCCUACUUUUCAGACACCGUUGGCGAAGAACUGCGUGAAGAACUAAAUGAGGAAGGACGAUUGCAGGAGAUUGUAUUUCGAGAAUUGAAAAUUGAUCCUUUGAACUCAACUGCGAAGUCUUCAAGCUUCACAACAACUUCUCUUUCGCCGCAAAUUAGUCACAAAACAUUUCUUAUAACCAGGAGGACUUGUAUGCAACAUUACGAUCUUCUUAUCAUUAUCUCAUCCUCACCAGGUAAUUCCAAAAGAAGGAAAAACAUUCGUAAGACAUGGGCAUUCGAAAGAUCCGCAAAACCAAGAUGGACGUCCGUUUUUCUGGUCGCUCAAACACGGGAUGAAGCAGUUUCAAACGUUUUGCUCGACGAAGAUGAAGCUCAUAAAGACCUUGUGCGAGCUAGCUAUUAUGACCACUACUGGAAUCAAACCCGAAAGAUAAAAAUGGGCUUCGAAUGGGCAGUAACGUAUUGCAAUUUCUCGUUUCUUUUGAAGGUAGAUGACGACGUUUUCGUGCACGUUCCGAGAGUUCUCUCUUUCUUAAGCGCACCCACCACACCGAAGAAGAUGUUUUAUGCUGGAAAUCACUACAAAAAUCCUGUUCCUUUUCGUGGAGGAAAAUGGAAGGUAAAUUACGAGGAAUAUAACAAGACAAGAUAUCCAGAUUUUUGCCCCGGUUUUGGAUACGUUUUAUCUCACGAUGUUGUACGUGCAUUUGUUGACACUUUCUCUUCUUUGCCGUUCUUCAGACUGGACGAUGUUUACGUUGGCAUGCUGGCGAGUAAGAACGGAAUAAGUAUCACAAACAAUGUGGGUUUUGAAGUAUGGCAUCCACCCCAAUAUGUAUGUGUUCCAACAAAGGAUACUUUAGUCAGGCAUGAUGUAGGGGAAGAGUGCCAAAUGAAAAUGUUUAAUUUAGCCAUUUUCCCUCAGUAGUUCAAUGGCGUGGUCAGUACAUACGUAUAUUUAAAUGAAUUCUUAAGUGAGUAAUGUUUUCCUGUUAAAUAUCCUUUAGUGUUAUUAUAAUGCUAUUUAUAGCUAUUUUCGUUUUCAAUGUGCUUUGCUCGAAGAGUCAGAAACAGUGAAUGUGAUGUAAGACUUAGCUCUUAUCUACCUGAGAGCAAUUAAGACUUUCUAUUCUUUGAUCCAGAUACAUACAGAGUUACGAAGCGAGAGACAUAGAACAAUUUAUUUCAGAUAUAAUGAACAUUUCUAUCGGGUUUUCAAGCAAUCUUAAAACAUUGACUCAUACAUGUAACCAAAGAUUACUCAACGGAACUAUUCCGUUUCACUGUAAAAUAGAAAUUUUCACGCUGCUACAGAGGUCAAAUAAUCUCUAGGCUUUUUACUUUACUUUUGCCGAUUGGAACAGAGUUCUAAUCAUUAUGCUCUGUAAUGCUGACUAAAAACCUAGUUAUGAUGUAAAAAGAUGUUGGUUAGAGUAUUUAUAUUGUUACAUAUUGUUAGUUUAGAAUUGAUAAACUCAUAUCAAUUCAAUUCAAUUUUAUGAUACUGUUACUAUUUACAGCUUAACAUCUACUGCUCGCAGAUAGCAACAGCAAGUUAAGGCGAGCAGCAGUUUCACGCAUACUAAUAAGAACCUUACAGUAAUAAAUUAAAGAAAAUAAUAAAUAUACACUCGAUAGUUAUGCUGAUUAAUAACCUGGAUAUGAUAUAAGAUGUUGGUUAGAUUAUUCCUGUUAUUACUUAUUGUCACCUUAGAAUUCAUAAACCCAUAUCGUGCAUGAGUUUCCAAUGAUCAAUUCAAUUUACAAACCUGCUUAUGACAUUAAAACGUUGAAUGGACUCAUGCCUGCACUCCCAAACAGAGAACGUCUCAGUGUCUUCACUUUAAGGAAGAAAUGGCUCACUCGUACAUGUACAUUAUGUAAAAUUAGCAUUAGGGCCAACGGCCAUGAGGCAGUAUAGCGUUGAUGCUCUACAUCAGUCUAAAACAAAGAUUCGAUAUUGUUAUUCAAAAAGCAGAGCAGAAGAUGCUGCCUUCUUCACAGACAAGUUUAAGACCUUCAUAAUGCCAUGUAGGGGAUGAAAUAUGAACAUUAAAAGCACCAUUGCCCAAUGGAGAUCUUUUCUCUUACAAGGAAAGCAAGUCACUCCAGAGAAGUCCAUGGUUUUGGGAAUGAAUCUUAGAUUUAGACCUCCGCUAAAGCAUCCGCCUGCGACCCAGUUUGAAAUACAAAUCAGAGAUAGUCGAAUCCAAAUGACCACACGAUCAAAUUCCUUCCCGUCGAUAACAAACUUAGGCCGACGCUUCUGUCAACAGAUUGAGUGUAAAUCGAGACACACAGCCAUCUGCACGAGGAACUUUACUAUUCCUGGGUCAUUUUGAGGGACUGCUAUAUUUGUCGUGACAGUAGAAUAAAGCGCCGACGACAGCUUAUGUCAAAGUUCUGUCAGUUUAUCGUCAUUUUCAAAUACAGCAAGAUUCCUACGUGGUUACGAUCAUUAAAUUACACCGACUCAAAUUUACGUUAUAACUCAAGCUUUCGUAGGAAAGCUCGGGUCAAAAAAUGCAAGCCGUUCUUCGUCGUAUUUGGUCGCCACAAGUGUAGUUUUCGCACCAAAAA
Molecule: messenger RNA, 2963 nt
Organism: Pocillopora damicornis (cauliflower coral)
Lineage: Eukaryota; Metazoa; Cnidaria; Anthozoa; Scleractinia; Pocilloporidae
Product: beta-1,3-galactosyltransferase 5
Biological process (GO): protein O-linked glycosylation
Cellular component (GO): Golgi membrane
Molecular function (GO): hexosyltransferase activity
Source: RefSeq, a predicted model, not a curated record